AUGGCCAGCGUGCAAGAGCCCCUUAUCCCGGAAAGCAAUGUGCUGCCCACAGAUGCACCAGUUGAGCCCAUUUCAUCCAUAGAUGAAAAAUCCACUGCCGCAACUGAGGCAAAUCUGAGCGAAUCGACUGCCACGCUCGUUGAGCCCGACUCCACACAACAAUCCAAAGAUUCAACCAAACCUGAGGUCCCUAUGACGGCCGCGGAAAAGAAGAAGGCCAAGAAGGCAAAGAAGAAGCAGCAGAAGAAACAGGAGAGCGUUAGCUCCAUUGCCUUGGAAGCCGAAAAGACUCCCGAAGAGACUCCCGCAGAGCCUGCAGUGGAGGAAUCAGCACCAGUCGAAGCUUCUAAGGAGGCUGAAUCCACUUCCGAGCCAGUGGUUGAGGAAAAGCCUGCCGCUGGAUCAACCACUGCAGAACCAGAGGCUGCUGAGAAGGUUGCCGAGCCCGUCACAGAGGAACCGAAGACUGCUGAGGCCGUUCCGGAAACUGUCGCAGAGCCUGUCGAAGAAUCCAAGGUUGUGGAAGCGGUUGCUAAGCCCACCACUGAAGAGCCAAAGACCGAGGACGUUCCUGAAGUCACCGCUGAGCCGAUCGUCGAGACUCCCGCUGCGGAAGAAAUCAAGACCGCCGAGGUUACUGAGCCAAUCAUAGAGGAGAAGCCUGUCGUCGAAGGAAAGGCUACCGAGGCCGCUCCUGAAGCUGGUGCUGGGCCUGCCAGCGAAAACCCGGCUGCCGAAGCUGCCGUGGAAGAAUCCAAGGUUGUGGAGGAUAUCGUUGAGCCCGCCAAGGAAGAGUCAAAGACUGAGGAAGCCGUCCCUGAAGCUGCUGUGGAAGAAAAGGCCACCGAGGUCGUUCCUGAAACCACCGAAGCCGCCACGGAAGAAAAGCACACCGAGGCUGCCCCGGAGGCUGUCGUAGAAUCCAAGCCCGAGGAGGCUGUCCCUGAAAUCGCCCAGGAGACUCCCGCCGUCGAAGAACCUAAGACUGAGCUUGCUGAGUCAGCCAUCGAGGAGAAGCCUGCCGCUGAAGAAAAGGUUGUCGAGGCCGCCCCUGUGACUGUCGCAGCGCCUGUGGAAGAAAGUCCCGUUGUGGAAGAAUCUAAGGCUGAGGAAGUUGCUAAGCCUGCCACCGAAGAAAAGGUUGUCGAGGCCGCUUCCGAAACUCCUGCCGUGGAAGAAUCCAAGGCCGAGGAGGCUGUUCCUGAAAUCGCCCAGGAGACUCCCGCUGUCGAAGAACCUAAGACUGAGGUUGCUGAGCCAAUCACCGACGAGAAGAAGCCUGCCACUGACGAAAAGGUUGCCGAGGCCGUUUCUGAAACUCCCGCUGCUGAGGAAUCUAAGACCGCGGAAGCUAUCCCUGAAAUUGCUCAGAAGACGCCUGUCGUCGAAGCUGCCGUUGAAGAAUCCAAGGCGGCCGAUGUCGCUGAAACAGCCGAGGAGAAGCCUGCGAUUGAGGAAAAGGUCGCCGAGGCCGCUCUUAAAACCGUGGCAGAGCCUAUCGUCGAAGAGGCUCCGGCCGCCGCAGCUGCCGUGGAAGAAUCUAAGACCGCCGAGGCUGCUCCUGAAAUCGCCCAGGAGACACCCGCAGUCGACGAAUCCAAGGUUGAGGAGGUCGCUGAACCUACUACCGAGGAAGAUCCCACCACUGAAUCCGCCAUGGAGGAGUCCAAGCCCGCCCAGGCUGUUGCCGAAACCGUCGCCGAACCAGUUGCUGAGGAAACUCCCGCCGCUGAAGCAGCUGCGGAAGGAAAGACCACCGAGGUCGUUUCUGAAACCAUCGAAGCCGCCAAGGAAGAGACUCCUGCUGCAGAAGCUGCCGUGGAAGAAUCCAAGACUGUCGAGGCUGUUCCUGACACUGUCCAGGAUACCCCGGCCACCGAAGCAGCCGUAGAAGAGUCCAAGCCUGCCGAGAAGACGGUCCAGGAACCGGUUGUGGAGGCGAAGGCCGAGAACAGCGCUGACGCGACAGCCGCUGUUCCAGAGAUUGCUACAGAGGCAACUGCUGUGGAGCCGACUGUCGAGGUUUCCGAGCCCAAGGAGGAAGUCAUCUCUGAGCCCACCAAGGAGGUGGCCGAGGAGGCUCCCGUUGAGCAGACUGGCACUGAGGACUUGACUGCCAAGCCAGUCAAGGAGACUGAGGUUGUCGAGCCGGUUCCCGAACCGACUGUCGAAGCUGCUAAGGAGUCUGCUGUCGAGGAGCCUACGGUUGCUGCCGUGGAGACUACCACCACUGAGCCCGCCGCCGAAGUAAUUGAAGAGCCUGCCGCCGUUGUCGAGGAGGCUACUACCAAGAAGGCUCAGGAGCCUAUUGAGGCCGAGUCUGCCCAAGAGACCGCCGAAAAGGCUACGGCACAGGAGCCAGUUGUGGAGGAGCAUGUCGCUGAAAUUUCCAAGGACAUGACUCUUGAGGAGUCCCCCGCUGUUGAGACUGCUGCUAUUCCCGAGGCUGCUGCCGCUGCUCACAUCACCGAGGAAGCUCCUACUGUUCCUCAGGCUGCCGCCGCUAUCGUCGAGGAAAACGCCGCUCCUACUGAGUUUGUGCAAGAAUCAGUGGACGAGGCUAUCCCCGCUGAAACUGCCAAAGAAGUCGCCGUUGAGCAGCCAGAAGCUACCAAGCCCGAGGAAGUAACUGAGCAGACCGCCGAAGAGCCCGUUGCCGACAAGGCCGUUGAGGAGCCCGUUGCUGAGACCUCUGCCGCAGAGCCGGUUGUCGAGAAUGCUCCCGUUGUUGAAGAGACCCCCGUUGAAGAGCCUGCUAAGGAAUUUGCCCUCGAGGAGCCCACCAAAGCUUCUACCGAGGCUCCUGCCGUUGCUGAUGUUACUGCGGACGAGACCGAGAAGGUCGAGGAGAAGCAAGCCGAGGCUGUUGCUGAGCCAGCUGUGGCUGAACAGACCGAGACUGCUGUUGCUGUCGAAGAGCCAGUGUCUCAAAACGCUGAGCCAGCUGCUGCCGAAGACAAGGUCGUGGAUGAGCCAGUCACUGUUGCAGAGACUGUUGAAGUCGCUGCCGUUCCUGAGCCCAAGGCCGAGGCUGUCAUUGCUGAGCCAGCUGCUGCUGAAACUGCUGCUGUUGAAGAAAAGGCUAUCGAUGAGCCAGUCACUGUUGCGGAGACCGUUGAGGUUGCUGCCGCUCCUGAGCCUGUUGUGGCUGAGGCUGAGGCUCUUAUUGCCGAGCCCGCUGCUGCUGCGACUCCCGUCGUCGAAGAAAAGGUCAUCGAUGAACCUGUUGCUGUUCACGAAACCGCGGCCGAGUCCACUGCUGAGCCUGUUUCUGAACAGACUCCCGAGGUGGCACCCGUUGUCGAAGAAUCUGCCAUUGAGGCACCAGCUACCGAGAAGGCUGAGGAUGUGAAGGAGCCCGCCACUGUCGAGCCCACCAUCCAAGCUACUGAAGCUACUGAGGCACCAGUUGUAAAGGAACAGGUUUCCGCACACCCUGCCAAGGUUGAAGAGCCCGUUGAAGCUGCUGCCCCCACAGAGCAAACCCGCGAGGCAGCUCCACUGGAGGAAUCUUCUACCAAGGAGCUCGAGCCCGAGACAACCGUGGUGGAGGAAGUUCCCCUCGAGCAGUCCGCAGUCGUUGCUGGAGAGGCCACAGCCGAAGCGCCAGUUGUGGCUGAGGUUGUUGAAGAGUCCGCGCACGAGGAUGCUAAGGUCGAGGACCUCGUCCCAGAACAGCCUGCUCCUGCCGUGGAGACCGUUGUUGCAACUGAGGAAUCCUUGAAGGCCGAAACCGCCGAGACCGAAGUUGUGGCUACUCCUGAGCCGACUAUCAGCGCAGAGGAGCCUGAGAUAGUGUCUGAGACUCCCGAUGUGAAGGAGCCAUUCGCCACUGACGUUGAAACCUCGGCACCAACCGACCCCGAAACUAAGCAGGAAGAGUCCGCUGCUCCCGCCACUGACGAAGCUUCUACCGAGGAGAGUGGCAUUAGCACUGAGAUUCUUGGUGCUGGCGCUGCUGGCGUUGCUGCUGCUGCCCUUGCUGGGGCCGGCGUCGCUGCUCUUGCUUACAAGGAGUCCGAGACUACACUGGAGAAAUUGAAAGAUCAGAAGGAUCUCCAAGCUACCGAUGCAGACAAGGAACCCGUUACGAAGGCCAAGACACAGCCCGAGGUUUCCGCAGCGGAUGCACAGCCCACAGGCGGUAAGCCAACACCGUUCUAUCUUUCAUACCAGCAAUCUGCCAUCUCGUUCGAAACUGAUCCCAUUCUUGCAGCUCUCGCUGGUGACCGGGAAGCCCUCCUCAGCAAGCUCAACCAACCCUCAACAGACCAACUCUCCACGGCUACCCAGCAACCCUCGGUUACUGUUGAGAGUGCCACCGAGGCCCAGCCUGCCGCCGAGGCCAGCAAGGGAACUGCAGAACCCUCUGUAAAUGCAUCCGACGCAAAGCCUGCCGCCGACAAGACUCUUACGCCAAAGGAUAAUGAUGAAGAUGCUCGUCCACCGAGCCAGAACCGGUCAGUGACUGCUGUUUCUCUAAAUGGUGCACCUGACAGCUGGCUCAAAGCAAUCCUGCGCACUGUGUUUGUGAAUUUCUUUGGUGCCAUCUUUUCACCUUUCCGUCGUGGAAAGAACUCCAAUUAA
Messenger RNA from Penicillium egyptiacum, 4587 nucleotides. The record is from the annotation of a GenBank genome assembly. NCBI's taxonomy places the organism in Eukaryota, Fungi, Ascomycota, Eurotiomycetes, Eurotiales, Aspergillaceae.